Molecule: messenger RNA, 1643 nt
Organism: Cervus elaphus (red deer)
Lineage: Eukaryota; Metazoa; Chordata; Mammalia; Artiodactyla; Cervidae
Product: prostaglandin F synthase 1-like
Exons: 9
Coding region: 46-1017 (323 amino acids)
Biological process (GO): progesterone metabolic process; prostaglandin metabolic process; daunorubicin metabolic process
Cellular component (GO): cytosol
Molecular function (GO): bile acid binding; aldose reductase (NADPH) activity; ketosteroid monooxygenase activity
Source: RefSeq, a predicted model, not a curated record
GGCAGAAGAAAAGAUCAGUCUGCUUAUUCAGAGGUGAAACAGGCAAUGGAUCCCAAAGGCCAGAGAGUGAAGCUUAAUGACGGCCACUUCAUUCCUGUCCUGGGAUUUGGCACCGCUGAAAGUAAAGAGUUUCUUAAGAGUGAAGCUCUGGAAGUCACCAAAUUCGCUAUAGAGGUUGGGUUCCGCCAUGUUGACAGUGCUCAUUUGUAUCAAAAUGAGGAGCAGGUUGGCCAGGCCAUUCGAAGCAAGAUUGCAGAUGGCACUGUGAAGAGAGAAGACAUAUUCUACACUUCAAAGCUUUGGUGCACCUUUCUUCGGCCAGAGCUGGUCAGACCAGCCUUGGAAAAGUCACUGAAAAAUCUUCAACUGGACUAUGUCGAUCUCUAUAUUAUUCAUUUUCCACUGGCUAUGAAGCCAGGGGAGGAAUUUUUUCCAAAAGAUGAAAAUGGAAAACUGAUAGUUGACUCGGUGGAUCUCUGUCACACAUGGGAGGCCCUGGAGAAGUGUAAGGACGCAGGGUUGACCAAGUCUAUCGGGGUGUCCAACUUCAACCACAAGCAGCUGGAGAAGAUCCUGAACAAGCCAGGGCUCAAGUACAAGCCCGUCUGCAACCAGGUGGAAUGUCACCCUUAUCUCAAUCAGAGCAAACUGUUGGAUUUCUGCAAGUCACAUGAUAUUGUUCUUGUUGCCUACGGUGCUCUGGGAUCCCAACGAAUAAAAGGAUGGGUGAAUCUGAACCACCCCGUUCUCUUGGAGGACCCAGUUCUCUGUGCCAUUGCCAAAAAGCACAAGCAAACUCCUGCGCUGGUUGUCCUUCGCUACCAGAUACAACGUGGGGUUGUGGUUCUGGCCAAGAGUUACAACAAGAAGCGGAUCAAAGAAAACAUAAAGGUGUUUGACUUUGAAUUGAGUCUGGAUGACAUGAAAGCAAUUGAUGGCCUCAACAGAAAUAUAAGAUACUAUGAAUUUCUAAUUGGUGUCAGUCACCCUGAGUAUCCAUUCUCUGAAGAAUAUUGACUCUCAGCUCUCACUGUGGUUCUUCCAUAACUUGUUACUUCUAGAGUGGUGAAGAAAAUUUUUGUGCCUGAAGGAGAAGUUUAAAUCAAGUGUCUGAACUUCUGAAACCAUGCCUUUCCUUUUAAAAAUAAACAGUUUAUGAAACAGCAUAGACUUCAAAGUAAGAAUACUCUUUCUUCCUGAUGAUUGAAAUAAUACAUAUGUAUGACAGAAUAUUUAGAUAGAGAAGGGACAGGAUGGGCAAUGAUGAUCAGCUGUGUUUACCCAUUGGAUAACAGUUACCUUUGAUGCGUUUACCUUGUGAUUUUCUUAGACAAAUGUGUGCGUUUGUUUACUUACAAAGAUAAACAAACUUCAAUCUACAGGUUGUAUACUUCUCUUGAAACAUAGCCUAAGUAUCUUGGUGAGCUAAAAAUAUGAGUUAAAAAAUCCAGUAUUAUAUUUCUCUUCCUGUAUAGUAAGCAGCACAUCUUACCCAUUUAUGUAAUUUCUUGUUUGUCUGCCCAUGCUCAGCAUAUUGAUGAAUCCUUACAUAUUUUGAGUUUAUUCAUUGGUCAUUCAGGAAAACUUUAUUGACCAUUCUUUAGUAAGAAAUUGUUAUAUCAAUAAAUGUCAAUAAGUGAAAU